Messenger RNA from Trichophyton benhamiae CBS 112371, 1245 nucleotides. RefSeq names its product SCP-like extracellular protein, putative. Gene Ontology annotation, cellular component: extracellular region. Lineage: Eukaryota; Fungi; Ascomycota; Eurotiomycetes; Onygenales; Arthrodermataceae. The record is from RefSeq and is a predicted model, not a curated record. The transcript has 3 exons. The coding region runs from base 1 to 1245 and encodes 414 amino acids.
AUGAAGUCCUCCGUGCUGAUGACGGCGCUCUGCGUCGCCGGCUCCCUGGCGGCCGAACAAAUCAGCCCUCCAAAUGAAGUCGUCGUUACUGCAAAGAAGGUUGUAGUUGUUACUACGACGGUGACAACCACCAUCCCUUGCCCGACGGUCAUACCAACCACUUCGUACAAGCCAGAGCCGACUUCCAAGCCCCCCGUUAUCCCUCCUGUGCCGACCUCGUCUGCAGAGCCUCUCCCACCACCUCCUGUUGAGCCUUCUACGAUUCCCUGUCCUGAGCCUGGAACAUCAACCUACGCUCCUCCUCCACCACCACCGCCGCCUACUUCUGCUCCUGCACCACCAGCACCACCACCACCACCACCUUCCUCUGCUCCUGCACCACCAGCGCCGCCGCCAUCGCAGCCUUCUCAGGGCCCUGCACCUCCUCCUCCACCGCCAGGGAAGGACUAUAAGGAGGUAGCUGGCUACCAUCACAACGUUCACCGUUCCAACCACUCUGCUCCUGCUCUCACCUGGUCCAGCGCUCUGGAAAGCAGCGCCAGAAAGCUCGCCGAGAGCUGCAACUACGGCCAUGACACGAGCAUUGAUGGCGGUGGAUACGGCCAAAACAUCGGAUACCAGUCCGGAUACAACAACGUUGCUGCUCUCCUUACCGAACAAAUGUACAACGAGGAGGCCAUCCUCUUUGAGGGCAACUAUGGCAAUAACAACCCAUCCAACUUCCAUUCAUGGGGCCAUUUCACCCAGAUGGUCUGGAUUGGUACCACCCACGUCGGCUGUUUCACUGCCCAUUGUUCCAAUCUCGGGGGCCAGGGCUCUGGUGGAGACGCCUAUUACACUGUUUGCAACUACAGCCCUCCUGGUAUGUAUACCUUCAAUUCAAUUCCAUCUCAUGUACAGAGUACAAUGCUAACGAUAUAUCGAAUAGGAAACGUCCUUGGCCAAUACGCUGAGAACGUCAAGCCUCCAAAGGGGCAGCCUUACAAACAUACCUUGAAAAGGGAUAUCAGCGCAAUUGCCAUAAAUGCUGUCAUCUACCAAGGAUAUCAUCCUCCAUCCGCAAACCGGGGUUCUUCAUGGGAUUGGAUCUUGACCUACCUUCAUCUCCUUAUACCGCUUCUGCCCCUGGCCGUUCCUCUCAGGGGCCUUCAUUUGUCCAGUCGUUUCCUCCUUUCUUCUAGACUUGACAACAAAAUUCCGUUCGAUGUUUUACCUUCUUCUUUUACCCCUUUUUCCAUCUUUUAA